Molecule: messenger RNA, 993 nt
Organism: Glycine soja
Lineage: Eukaryota; Viridiplantae; Streptophyta; Magnoliopsida; Fabales; Fabaceae
Exons: 3
Coding region: 1-993 (330 amino acids)
Source: RefSeq, a predicted model, not a curated record
AUGACCGGGCGCCUUCUUGCCGGCUCAUUGGCUUUUGAAAGCCGCAUCCUUCAUUAUCUGAUUGUGCGGAUUUUGCUUCCACGAUCUUCCAAUCUUGCCCAGGCUCGUCUUGUAGGAGAUGGAAAAACACAGGCGCAAGGUGUUGAUUGUGAUGAGACGUUUAGCCCCGUGGUUAAACCUGCUACCAUAAGAGCAGUUCUCAGUAUUGUUGUCUCUAAAUCUUGGCCUAUCCAUCAAAUGGAUGUCAAGAAUGCUUUUUUACAUGGUCAUCUUAAUGAAACAGCUCCUCGCGCUUGGUAUCAAAGGUUUUCUUAUUUUGUUGCUACCAUUGGGUUCUCUCACAGUAAGUCAGAUCACUCUUUAUUUAUUUACAAGAAUGGUUAUGACACUGCUUAUAUUCUGUUGUAUGUGGAUGACAUUAUACUUACGGCUUCAUCUGAUCAUCUUCGUAAGUAUUUUAUGACUCCUUUGGGUUCUGAGUUUGCUAUGAAGGACUUAGGUCCCCUGAGUUUCUUUCUGGGUAUUGUUGUUACUCGUCAUACCCAUGGUCUAUUUUUAUCUCAGAAACAAUAUGCUGCAAAAAUUAUUGAACGUGCCGGCAUGUCUAACUGCAGUUCAUGUCCUACUCCCGUUGACACUAUGUCCAAGCUUAGCGCCACCGGCGAUGCUCCUUUUAACGAUCCAACCAAAUACCGCAGUCUUGCAGGGGCUCUUCAAUAUCUUACUUUCACUCGGCCUGAUAUAUCUUAUGUCUUGCAGCAGAUUUGUCUUCAUAUGCAUGCUCCGACAAAUGAGCAUAUGAGUGCUCUCAAGCGUAUCAUACGCUACCUUCAGGGUACGUUAUCCCAUGGUUUGCAUUUGUACAAAUCCACCAUUGAUAGACUAAUCUCUUAUACAGAUGCUGAUUGGGGUGGGUGUCCUGACACCCGUCGUUCCACUUCUGGGUAUUGUGUUUUCCUCGGAGAUAAUAUGAUAUCUUGGUCUUCCAAAUGA